Messenger RNA from Caenorhabditis briggsae, 747 nucleotides. Lineage: Eukaryota; Metazoa; Nematoda; Chromadorea; Rhabditida; Rhabditidae. The transcript is spliced from 7 exons. The record is from RefSeq and is a predicted model, not a curated record. The coding region runs from base 1 to 747 and encodes 248 amino acids.
AUGCCGCCCAUUUACCGUAUACCCUCUCACUGCCUACUAUUACUGUUAGCUACCGUAAUCCUACCUACAGUAAUCUCACUCCAGUGUACUGUAUGCGAUUAUCGAUAUCAGGCCCCAUACGAUUCGUCUUGUAAUACCACUUGCGAAGGCGACGCUUGUUUUAUAGUUGUUAACAAAUAUUUUAACGCCACAAUCAAUGCGGGAUGCUUUCAUUUUUGGGAAAACGGAACUUUUGUCGAUGAGGCGAUUUGUCAGAGAGGACCCCACGACAAUCGAUGCGCCUGCUCAACCAAGGAUUACUGUAACAGUCCAAACGUCUCGAUCUCCUCCUACGUCUUCACAGAACAACAAAUCCUACCAUCCAUGCAAUGGUUACCCCUUAUUCAACCCCCUGGACCAGUAGUCCAACCCAUUCGACCACCUCAAGAUAUCAGCGAUUUAAAUGCCACGGCCACCGAACUCGAGAAUGGGGUAGAGGACGAUUUGGCGAGUGAGCUGGAAAAUUCUAGUCCAAAAAGAACAACAAAUGAGAUACUCAAAAACGAAGAAAACGACGAUGUACUGACAGUGACGACAACGAUUGGAUUGAAUGUUCGAGAUCAUUCUCAGAGAACAAAUUCUGAAAAUUCGGGGCAUACUGUAGAAAAUAAGGAUCAGCAAUUUCACCCCUGGCCAAGGAUCCGUCGAAAUAACCAAAGUGACUCAAGAGGCCAAAAAUCCAAUAAAUCGAAAUUUGACGACUUCUGA